Messenger RNA from Diabrotica balteata, 1079 nucleotides. The record is from the annotation of a GenBank genome assembly. Lineage: Eukaryota; Metazoa; Arthropoda; Insecta; Coleoptera; Chrysomelidae.
AGGAAAUUUAGAGAUAAGUUUUCGAUGAAAAGAAUAAUUCUAUUUGCAACUGUUUGGUUGGCAGUUUAUGCACUGUCAGAUCAAGAUGCAUGGAAUUCCUUUAAGGUAGACUACUCUAGAAGUUAUAAAGUAAAAGAAGACCAAUUUCGUUUUCAAAUAUUUAAACGGAAUUUACGUGAAAUUAAAAAACACAAUGUAAAAUAUAAUCGUGGAGAAUCUUCCUACUAUUUGAAAAUUACCGAGUUCGCUGAUUGGACUGACGAAGAAUUUAAUAAGUUGAUUAAGAGAAAUAAUAUUUCCACAAAUGAGUUGUUUGAAAAUGUGGAAGGUAGAGUUGAUUUGGAAGUUACUGAUGAUCUUCCAACAUCUAUAGAUUGGAGAGAGAAAAAUGCCGUUACAGCUGUUAAAAGUGUUUUUGACUUUGAUCUAAUCUGUUGUGCCGGUUAUGCUUUUAGUGCUUGCGGAUCACUUGAAGGACAACUUGCCAUACAUACCAAUCAGUUGGUCAACUUAAGUGCACAAGAAUUGUUGGACUGCUCUGGUUGGAACAAAGGAUGCGAUAGUGGAAUGGCGGCUUGGUCAUUUUAUGACGUAGAAGCACAAGGUUUAUGCUCAGAAGACCAAUAUCCGUAUAAAGGUAUUGAUGCAGACUGUUUAAAAGAUGUAAUUACAAGUCCAAUUCUUGCUAAGACCAAAGAACAUGUAGAACUCAAUGCAAAUGAAACUACGCUUUAUAAUGCUGUGGCUACUAUUGGACCAAUAAGUUCUCUUAUCAAUGGUACUAACUUGCGAUUUUUUGGAGGUGGCAUUUACGAUGCUGAGUGUGAAGGUUUUCCCAAUAUAGACGUUCUUGUUGUCGGAUAUGACUCUAGUGAUGGAGUAGAUUAUUGGAUUUUAAAGAAUUCCUGGGGUAUCUCAUGGGGAGAAGAAGGUUAUAUUAGAAUACCACGUGGUAAAAAUCAGUGUGGUAUCAUGUACUUGAAUUCUUAUCCAGUAUUAAAUUAGCACAAAAUAUGACUGACUUUAAAUAACAUGCCUGUUACAAUGCUCUUUUAGUAAAAUAGAAUAUAUAGAAUAUG